Messenger RNA from Cuscuta epithymum, 2669 nucleotides. NCBI's taxonomy places the organism in Eukaryota, Viridiplantae, Streptophyta, Magnoliopsida, Solanales, Convolvulaceae. The record is from the annotation of a GenBank genome assembly.
GAAGAAAAUUUAUUUCUUUUUAAAAACCUUUCCUUUAAUAAUCAUCGUCUUCAUUCCCUCUUUCACUGCGAUGGAUUGUUCUUCGUGCUAAUAUUGUCCGGCCUCCAUCAUCUUCUACGUCAAUUUGUGGGAACCAUCAUCGAGUUUCCGUUUAAAAAAUUUACGCUACCACCGUUUCGGACAUGGAACCAGGAGAAUCAAGUACUUGCCAGAUAUCUCCCGGUAUGACGAAGUACUGGAUUCCAGAAUGCAAUAGUGAUUGUAAGCCCAUUAUUGGUAAGGUAUUCAAAACUUUACAACAUGGUAUUGACUUCUAUAAGGAAUAUGCAUCUAUAUGUGGCUUUGUUCCGCGCCUAACUACUCAGAGGAAGCACAGAGAUGGUACGGUUUUGUCAAAACGUGUUGUUUGCAGUCGUCAAGGUUUUAAACCUGAUGCGGUUGUGCAGAACGAAGGUCCCAUUCCUAAUUGUGAUCCUUUAAUUCAGAAUGUUAACGUGGAAAAUAAUCCUUCUUCAUGCAUGGAAAAUUCAACCCUUGAUGAUCCGUCUACAUCAGAUGAUGAACCUGAUUUGAGUGUACCCACAUCUUCAGAACCGUGUAACUUAGACAACGAUUCCAAUAGAAGGCGUCGUGUAUCUACAAGAAACGGUUGUACAGCAUGUGUAGUCUUUAAAUUUCGUGGUUCAAGUGGUUACUCCGUGUCUAAGUUUGAAGAGCAUCACACUCAUCGUAUGUGCGAUGAAAUGCACAAACAAUUUCUAAGGGUCAAUAGAAAUCUUGAUUUUGGUCACAAGAAAUUUGUUAUCAAUUGUGCGAAAGCUAAUAUUGGUCCGAUGAAGUCAUAUAAACUCUUUAAAGAGUCUGUUGGUGGAUAUAGCAAUAUUGGUGCGACUGCUGUAGAUUUCAAAAACUUUAAACGAGAUUUGAAGGCAUACAUUGAGGGUGUCGACGCUCAAAUGUUGAUUGACAAGUUAUUUAGAAAGGUUGAAGUGUGUUCAUCAUUUUACUUUGAUUAUGAUGUGGAUGAGAGUGAUCAGCUGACAAGGAUUUUCUGGGCGGAUCCGUUGGCUAGACAAAAUUUUUCUUAUUUUGGGGAUGUGGUUUCUUUUGAUUCAACAUUCAGUACAAACAGGUACAAUAUGGUUUUUGUGCCAUUCACCGGUGCAGACAAUCACCAAAAGUGCGUUACUUUUGCUGCUGGGUUAAUUUCGAAAGAAGAUGUAGACUCCUAUGUGUGGCUUUUGUCCCGAUUUAUCAAUGCGAUGGGCAGUGAACCAACAUGCGUAAUAACGGAUCAAGAUCCAGCUAUGCGCAUUGCUAUUGAAAAGGUAAUUCCUCACGUUAAACAUCGUUAUUGCAUGUGGCAUAUAAUGAACAAGUUGACAAGUAAAGUAGGUCCUGUGCUUAGUAAGGAUGUUGAUUUCUUGACAAGAAUUAAUGGUGUUGUGUGGAGUCACUAUUUAGAGCCCGCCGAGUUUGAGGCUAAAUGGAAUUCUAUUAUGGCUGAUUUUGACUUGUUGAACCACAAAUGGUUUGUGGACUUGUUCAAUCUUCGGAAGUUUUGGAUUCCGUCUUACUUUAGGAAUUUGUUCUUGGGAUGUUUGCUUCGAACAACUUCAAGAUCUGAAAGUGAGAAUAAUUUUUUUGGUGAGUUUACUAACCCUCACUUCAGCCUCAUUGAGUUUUACAUGCAAUUUGAAAGUGCAAUGGAUGCUCAACGCCAUAAUCAUGAUAAAUUAAAUUCAGGUUCCGAGUCCUAUAUUCCUGUUUUUAAAACCCCUCUACCCCUUGAAAAGCACGCUGCGGAGAUGUAUACUCUCACAGUAUUUUAUUUAGUGCAAGAUGAAAUUGCAUCUGCUUGUUUUAAUUGCCGUGUUCUUAGUGUGCAUGACCAUGACGGUAAUUUGGAUUAUGUUAUUCAAGAUGAACGUGGUAUGAUAUUCAAGGUAGAAUUCAAUGUUUCCGAUACAAAAGCAUCUUGCGAGUGCAAAUACUUUCUUCGAUUGGGGUUGGUGUGUAGACAUAUGUUUGUGGCUUUCAAAGACUCGAAGCUCAAUUGUAUUCCUCAGCACUAUGUUGUUAAUCGUUGGUGUAAAAAGCGUCUACUACGACCGCUACAUGGUAUACCAAAUGUUCUAGUUCAACAGUGUGCUGAAAUUGAAGAGAAGAAAAAAAUUAUGCAACAGGUUUGGACAGAUUUGCACUCUUGUGUUGCUCUAGCUGAAAAGGAUCUAAGCAGACUAAAACAAUUUGCAUCUGUGAUUAGUCAAGAAAAGCAUGCACUUCUAUCAUAUGACCAAAGUGAUCCACUCCCUACGACUAAGGAUUCCAUGAUCCAAUCUUUUUAUGGGGCAAGUAGGCCUUCUGAUGUUACUGUGUUGCCUCCUCAAAAUGCCAAAAAUAAAGGAUCUGGAAGGAGGAUUAAAGGUGCACGAGAGGUAUCCAUUGAAGAAAACAAGAGACCGAAGAGAUUGUGUAGGUCAUGUAACGAAAUGUGCAAUCAUGAUAGUAGAAAUUGUCCUUUAAACAAACUUCAAUAAGUGUUGUGUAAGACAUUUUUAUACUUUCGUAUUCAUGUGUAUUUAAGAAAUUUGAACACUUUUAGUUUCUUUAUAUUUUAAUUAUUCGAUCUUCCUAGAAAUUCGUUUCUUACUAUUACAAAACCUUGU